Molecule: messenger RNA, 2671 nt
Organism: Eucalyptus grandis
Lineage: Eukaryota; Viridiplantae; Streptophyta; Magnoliopsida; Myrtales; Myrtaceae
Product: disease resistance protein RGA2
Exons: 2
Coding region: 60-1154 (364 amino acids)
Biological process (GO): defense response to fungus
Molecular function (GO): ADP binding
Source: RefSeq, a predicted model, not a curated record
CUUCACCUUUUUAGCCCACUCUCUCUCUCUCUCUCUCUCUCUCUCUCUCUCGGAAAGCUAUGGCAGAAUCACUCCUUUCCGGAAUCGCAGAGGGGGUGCUUGGGAAGAUUGCCUCCCUGGUCCUCCAAGAAGCCGUCGCCAUUUAUGGUGUCGAGAAGCAGAUUAGCGAGCUCAAAGAGACGUUGACUGCCAUCAAUGCAGUCUUGUUGGAUGCGGAGGAGCAGCAGGCGAAGAACCACCGUCUGCAAGUGUGGUUAGAUCGGCUUCGAGAUGUGUUGUUUGAUGCAGAGGACGUGCUUGAUGAAUUCGAGUGCGAAGCCUUAAGGAAGCAGGUGAUAAGUCGUCAUGGGGGCGUCAAAGAGAAGGUAUGCCGCUUCUUUUCCCUCUCUAUUCCACUAAUACUCCGUGCAAAACUCAGUGAUAAGAUCAAGGAGAUACGGGGGAGAUUGGCUAGAAUUUCAACUGAGAAAGAUCAAUUCGAUCUUACUAUGCGGAGCACUGACAAUGAUGUGGCACAAACCCGAUCACGAGAGAUGACUUACUCAUUUGUAAACAAAUCAGAUGUCAUCGGAAGAGAUAUUGAUAAACAAAAGAUAAUUGAGAUGUUGUUGCAGUCAGCAAAUGACAAAAACCUCUCGGUGAUUCCCAUUGUUGGACUCGGAGGAUUCGGCAAGACAGCCCUCGCUAAAUUAAUCUACAAUGACGACAGUGUGAAAGAGCAAUUUGAAUUGCAGAUGUGGGUGCUUGUUCCCCAAGACUUCGAUAUAAAGAAAACAAUUGAAGAGAUUAUUAAAGAUGCAACUGGUCAAAGCUCAAGUAACUUGAAUAUUCAGCAGUUGCAAACUCGUUUGCUAGGCAUUAUCAAAGACAAGAAAUAUCUACUUGUCUUGGAUGACGUUUGGAGCAAUGACCGCAAUAGAUGGCAAGAAUUGAGAGAUUUGCUAAGCAAUGGAGCUAGCGAAAGCAAGGUAAUUGUGACAACACGCAGUUUAGAAGUCGCUUCCAUGAUGGGUACCUUUCCAGCGCAUAAUCUAGAAGCUCUUUCUCUAAAAGACUCUAUGGCCUUGUUCAUAAAAUGGGCAAUCGACGAAAAGGAAAAGCAAUCACGCCCCAAUCUCCUUGAGAUUGGAAAUGACAUUGUCAAAAAAUCCUGAGGAGUUCCUCUCCUCGUGAAAACUCUAGGGAGCCUUUUGUAUUCGAAGCAUGAUGAAAAGCAUUGGACACGUGUGAGGGAUAGUGAAACAUGGAAGUUAGUGGAAACGAAAAAGGACAUUUUGCUGGUACUUAAGCUUAGCUAUGAUCAUUUACCAUUCCAUUUGAAACGUUGUUUUGCAACAUUUUCACUUUUACCUAGAGAAGCCAAACACUACAGCACAUUUAUUGUGGAUAUAUGGACUUCUCUUGGAUUCAUCAAUUCAACAAGGGAGACACUAGAAUUGGAAGAUGUUGGUGAGGAGUACAUCAAAGAGUUAUGGAAGAGAUCUUUGAUCCAAGAAGUUGAGGAAUACAUGGGAAUGUUAACAUUUCGAGUGCACGAUUUGGUCCAUUAUCUUGCAGCAAGUGUGGCACAACAUGAUUGCUUUAUUUUCGGCAUAGAUAACACAGAGAUUCCAGAAGGAGUUCAAUACAUUUCACUCGAUCGCACUACAUUAGAGGGAAAUCUCAAAUUUUGAUGGAGUCCUACCUUUUUUGAGAAAGCCAACUUCAAAGAAGCUACGUGCAAUUAUACAAGUCAAGCGUCAUGUUGAAGUUAUUACUAGUGAAUUUGCUAGAACAUGCAUCUUCAAAUGUAACUCCUUACGAUAUCUAGGUUUGGCAUUUGGUACUUUUGAGGAGCUCCCAAGUUCCAUAUGCAACUUGAAGCAAUUGAGAUUGUUAGACCUAACCAACAAUAAGCGAUUGAAGAAGCUUCCAAAUACCAUUUGCGAGCUACAAAGUUUACUAGAAUUAAAAUUGGGAGGUUGCUCAGAGCUAGGCAAUUUACCCAAAAAUAUGAAAAGACUCUCAAGUCUUACAGCUUUAACUGUAACAACAAAGCAAAGUAGUUUUCAAGAAAGCAGAAUACAAUUCUUGGAAAAUCUGCAUUGGUUGACAAUCUCUAUGAUUGCCAAAAUCUACGAGUGUUGUUUGAAGGAACUUGCCGACUGACUCGCCUUCGUAGGGUGGUAAUAGCAAAGUGCGAACAAGUGAUGGAGUUGCUUUGUUGUCUUGGAAGACUGGCCUGCAAUUUGGAGUCCUUCAGUGUCUUUAAUUGCUCGAGCUUGACUGCUGUACCCGAAUGGCUGCCCAAUCAUACACGUCUCAAAUUUUUCCAUUUGGGACACUGUCCCAACUUAUCAUCCAUGCCACAUGGAAUCCAAUCCCUCACUACCCUCACAGAAUUAUACAUCGAACAUUGUGGUGAACUGAGCAAGAGAUGCGAGCCCCAAAUUGGCGAGGACUGGCAAAAAAUUGCCCACAUCCCUCGAAUCAAACUUGAUUCGAGGAAUGUACAAUGGAAGGAUGAUUAGGUGAACUCCCAUGAUCUAUCUGCCAUAGCAUAUGGAUCUCCACAAGGAUUUGGACAUGCACUCAACUAAUCCUUUGUCAAUCUCUUUCAUUUUCGGGGAUGAAAUCCAUAGCCGUCGAUAUUGUACUUUUUCUUUCCUUGAAUGAGUGUUGUUCUUUAUGA